ACAGUACUUUUUAGUUUUUAUUUUACUUGAAAUUUACAUGUGAACUUUGAACGUAGACUUAGGAAAUAAUAUUCUGUGAGAAAGAUUUACAAAUUAAAGGUAAAUAAUUUCUAAAUAAAGCACGUAAGUACCUAGAAGUCAAAAUGGAUGGCUUAGAGUUAGUUUCAUCAAAUAAAAUAUAUGGAGGCUUUCAAAAGGUAUACAGCCAUGAAUCGUCUGAACUUAAAUGUAAAAUGAAUUUCUCCAUUUAUUUACCCCCUCAAGCUGAGGGUGGUGAUACAAAACUACCUGUCAUAUUCUACCUAUCGGGACUUACAUGCACUGAACAAAACUUCAUUUCUAAAUCUGGAUUUCAAAGAUACGCUGCAGAGCAUGGUAUUGUUGUUGUUGGACCAGACACCUCUCCUCGAGGAGUUAAAAUACAAGGUGACGAUGAGUCUUGGGAUUUUGGGAUAUCAGCUGGAUUUUAUUUAGAUGCAUCGAAAGAACCUUGGUCUAGCAAUUAUAGAAUGGGAAGUUAUCUUAAUAAAGAACUGUAUGAUUUAAUCAUCAGUGCCUUCGGCAAUGUUGUAGAUCCAGCAAGAAUUGGAAUAAUGGGUCACAGUAUGGGAGGGCAUGGUGCCUUAAUAUCUGUGCUGAGAAAUCCAGGCCAAUACAAAUCAGUUAGUGCCUUUGCACCUAUUUGUAACCCGUCUACUUGCCCAUGGGGAGUCAAAGCCUUUACUAGAUAUUUGGGAGACAAUAAAAAUGACUGGAAAGAAUGGGAUGCAACUGAGCUUGUAAAAAAAUACAAUGGACCACCACUAACUUUGUUUCUUGAUCAGGGUGCUGCUGAUAAAUUCUAUAUUGAGAAACAACUUCAACCAGAAAUUCUAGUGGAGGCUUGUCGAUCUGUUGGAGUCCCCGUUAUUCUAAAUGUACGGGAUGGAUAUGACCAUUUGUAUUACUACAUCUCCACAUUUAUAGCAGAACACUUCGACUUUCAUGCGAAGAUUCUAAAGGCAUAAAACACUUGUGACCUUAAAUUAAAUAAUGAUAUAUUUGUUGUAUAUUUCGAUACACAUAGUGUUUAUAUACAACCUGUGAACCGACUACUCUCAAAAGCAUUUAUUUAUAUGUAUAUCUGUCAAACAGAUUAAUAAUAAAGGGUUUAUAGAA
This is a messenger RNA of Leptidea sinapis, 1158 nucleotides long. Its product is annotated as S-formylglutathione hydrolase. Bases 144 to 1007 code for a protein of 287 amino acids. Gene Ontology annotation, molecular function: S-formylglutathione hydrolase activity. Lineage: Eukaryota; Metazoa; Arthropoda; Insecta; Lepidoptera; Pieridae. The transcript has 5 exons. Gene Ontology annotation, biological process: formaldehyde catabolic process. The record is from RefSeq and is a predicted model, not a curated record. Gene Ontology annotation, cellular component: cytosol.